This is a messenger RNA of Lucilia sericata (common green bottle fly), 488 nucleotides long. RefSeq lists its product as uncharacterized. Lineage: Eukaryota; Metazoa; Arthropoda; Insecta; Diptera; Calliphoridae. The record is from RefSeq and is a predicted model, not a curated record. The transcript has 2 exons. The coding region runs from base 107 to 430 and encodes 107 amino acids.
UAAAUAUCGAAUUAGUUUUUUUUUAAUAUUCUUUUGGCUGACAUUUUGGAAAAGAAAUAAUUAAAAUAAUAAACAAAUUUUAAUCAUAAUCUGUGAUCAUUUAAACAUGACAUCAUCAACCUAUCGCUGUCUUUGGAAAAUCUUCCAAUAUCUAUCUGCUCCGAUACGAAAUUUGUUAAUAGAUCUAAUAUUUCUGGUUGUAGUAGAGUUUAUAAAAUUCUGCAUGAUCUUAUUAUUGAUGUUCAUUGCGGGCUACUCAAUAUUAUAUUUAUGGAGUAACUACAACGAACGUCAGCAAUAUAUAUUGAAUAGUAUAAAAUCUAACCGCCUUAGUGAUGGACUAAUGGAUAGUUUUAGUAAAUAUCCGUAUAUAGUGGAGGUGCCAUCAAAAGCUUCAGCAGAAUCAUUAAAAUUAAGUAGAAAAAAAUAAGUCCAGUGGGCUGUGAAAUACGAACGAUUUACAUGAAGACUGAUGUUUCAAGAAAGAU